Messenger RNA from Cryptotermes secundus, 1961 nucleotides. Its product is annotated as UDP-glucuronosyltransferase 2B2. The transcript has 8 exons. Gene Ontology annotation, molecular function: UDP-glycosyltransferase activity. NCBI's taxonomy places the organism in Eukaryota, Metazoa, Arthropoda, Insecta, Blattodea, Kalotermitidae. The record is from RefSeq and is a predicted model, not a curated record. Bases 29 to 1660 code for a protein of 543 amino acids.
GCAAUUAAUUGUGGUCAAAAUACAAGUCAUGGCAUGCGAAAAUCAGCUCUCCGUGCACAAUCCAGUCAGCUGCAAGACACCAAAGACUGAAGAUACGAAUUUGGCAAUGGAUCACAGCCUGGUGUGGAUAUUUCUGUUGGGUGCCGUGUACUGGGCCAGAGGUGCACGCAUCCUGGGAAUCUUCCCCACACCGUCCAUCAGUCACCAGUUGCCGUUCCAAACCAUCAUGAAGGCCUUGGCAGCGAGAGGACACGAAAUUACUGUCAUCAGCACUGACCCUCUCAAGACGCCAGUUCCAAACUACACAGACGUGGACCUCUCCUUCUCAUAUGAACACUUCCAUGCCUCAUUAGACUUCACAACAAUGGACCAGUCUACGGCAUACGAACUCGUAGGACGAAUGGUUCCCGUCAUGAACAAGGUGCUCGAGAAACAGUUCAGUUCCUCGCAGCUUCAAGAAUUUAUUAGGUCAAAUGCAACGAAAUAUGACCUUGUGUUUCUGGAGGCGUUUUUGUACCAAAGCUAUCAUGGUCUCAUACACCUCGUGGGAUCUCCACCUGUCAUAGGAAUAUUGUCCCUUGAGUGCCUCUGGACUGUGGGGAAUGUAAUGGGGAAUCCCAGCAAUCCUGCUUUUGUUCCGGAAAUUCUACUGUCGUAUGGAAACCGCAUGACGAUUUAUGAGAGACUACAAAACAUGCUAUUUUGGUUAUGGAUAAGGUACAAAAUAUACACGGAAUGGGUUCCAGAGCAAGAAGCUAUCAUGAGGAGAUUCUUUGGCCUCAGCCCCCCUCCUGUUAUUGAUGCAGAAAAGAACAUAAGUCUGCUUAUGCUCAGCUCCAAUUGGGUGUUCAACUACCCCAUCCCUCUUAUGCCAACAGUAGUGACUUUUCACAGCUUGCACAUCAAGAGCACAAAUGACACACUGCCAAAAGACCUACAGACGUUUCUUGAUGAAGCUGAAUAUGGUGUGAUAUACUUCAGUCUUGGUUCCAAUGUGCGUAGUGAUCGUAUGCCACAAGAGAAGAGGCAUGCUUUUCUUAGCGCUUUCUCUGAAUUGCCACAGAGAAUUUUGUGGAAGUGGGAGUCAGACAAUCUGCCUGGACAGCCACCAAAUGUGAAGCUUGGCAAGUGGUUUCCACAGCAGGACAUUCUAGCUCACCCCAACAUCAAGCUAUUUAUAACACAGUGCGGUCUCCAAAGCUUCCAGGAGGCUGUAUAUCAUGGUGUGCCUAUGCUGGGAAUCCCGUUCAUUGCAGAUCAGAAGUACAACGCCAAAAAAAUAGUCACUGAAGAAAUUGGACUCCAGUUGUUAUUUCAUGAGCUAACAAAAGAGACACUACUGACCACUAUAAAGGAAAUGAUUAAUAACUCCAAAUACCGAGACAAUAUAAAGAGAAUAUCUGCCAUAUCCAAAGAUGAACCCGAGAGUUCACUGGACCGAGCUGUGUGGUGGGCAGAGUACACAAUACGUCACAAGGGAACCAAACACCUGAGGUCUUCUGCGCCUGAUUUGGCAUGGUAUCAGUAUUUAUUGUUAGAUAUUGUAGCACUUAUAUUUUUUGUUUUUGCAAUUACAAUUUGUAUAUUAUACCUUUCCUUGAAGAAUGUCUAUAUGUAUAUAACUGGAAACCCUUAUAAAGUAAAAUCAAAACAUGAUUAGACAAAAUAUGCCAACAUAUGUUAAAAUGUAAAAUAUGUCACAGAUACAUGGAUAUUUUUUAGAAAAGAUUAAUUCCAAAGAUCUAGCUUUGUACAGGAUAUGAAUACACAGUUAGAAACACAAUAUCUGCAACAUCGUGUAAAGAAUAGAGACAGAUUAACAUUAAUAAUGCAGAAAUAUAUAUGCAUUUUAAUAAUUUUACACUUAAUUUUUAAGAGCUCUCUUGAUGAUCAGACAGACACCUAUUACAUGUUCUACAUGAUUUUCAGUAUAAUUAAACGGAAUUUUAUGAAACACUGUA